Messenger RNA from Myxocyprinus asiaticus (Chinese sucker), 5492 nucleotides. RefSeq names its product immunoglobulin superfamily, member 9Bb (gene igsf9bb). The record is from RefSeq and is a predicted model, not a curated record. The transcript has 20 exons. Gene Ontology annotation, biological process: cell-cell adhesion. Lineage: Eukaryota; Metazoa; Chordata; Actinopteri; Cypriniformes; Catostomidae. Gene Ontology annotation, molecular function: protein binding. Bases 135 to 4439 code for a protein of 1434 amino acids.
AGUAUGCGGGGCAUGCAUAAAAGGGUAUUAGCAGCUGACAGUGUGUCUAACGUCCUGUGGCUCGGCUCAGAAUGAUUUAUUGAAAGGGGCACUUUGAGAUAUGAUGAGGUUUCUCUCUGGUUGGCAAUAGUACUAUGAUUUGGUAUGUGGCCACUUUGAUAGCAAGUGUAUUCAGCAUCCGAGGAACGGCUGCUCAAGGUGCCCACGGAGUCAGAGAGGAGCCCCAGUUUGUGACAGCCCGUGCUGGGGAGACCGUGAUUCUGGGAUGUGACGUGGCCCACCCACUCAACGGGCAGCCCUACGUGGUGGAGUGGUUCAAGUUCGGAGUGCCCAUCCCCUUCUUCAUCAACUUCCGCUUCUACCCUCCCCAUGUGGACCCAGAGUACGCCGGCCGAGCCAGCCUGCAUGGCAAGUCAUCUCUACGCAUCGAAAGGGUUCGAUCGGAAGACCAGGGCUGGUACGAGUGCAAGGUCCUGAUGCUGGAGCAACAAUACCACACCUUUCACAACGGCAGCUGGGUUCACCUCACAGUCAAUGCUCCCCCAACAUUUACGGAAACGCCACCGCAGUACGUGGAGGCCAAAGAGGGCGGCAGCAUCACUCUGAGCUGCACGGCCUUUGGGAAUCCCAAGCCUUCAGUCAGCUGGCUCAGAGAUAGAAACACCAUACAGGACAGCAGCAAGUACAAGGUGAGUGAUGGCAGCCUGACUCUUGUUUCCAUCAGCCGUGAGGACAGGGGAGCGUACACAUGCCGAGCUUACAGCGAGCAGGGAGAGGCUGUCCAUACCACACGCCUACUCGUCCAAGGACCCCCAUUUAUUGUUUUGCCACCAGAGAACAUAACGGUAAACAUAUCCCAGGAUGCAUUCUUCACUUGUCAGGCUGAGGCGUAUCCUGGCAACCUAACAUACACCUGGUUCUGGGAGGAAGAUAACGUCUACUUCAAGAAUGACCUCAAGCGCAGAGUGAGUAUUCUUAUCGAUGGUUCACUCAUCAUCUCACAGGUGAAACCAGAGGAUGCUGGGAGAUACACCUGCAGCCCUAGUAACAGCCUUGGCCGCCCCCCCUCUUCAUCAGCGUACCUGACAGUGCAUUACCCUGCUCGUGUGGUAAACAUGCCGCCAGUCAUUUAUGUGGCCAUCGGAUUGCCGGGGUACAUCCGCUGCCCGGUGGAUGCCAACCCGCCUGUCACUUCAGUGAAGUGGAAAAAAGAUGGCCUGCCUCUGCGGAUAGAGAAGUACCCUGGCUGGAGCCAAAUGGAAGAUGGGAGCAUUCGAGUGUCUGAGGUGACAGAGGACUCUCUCGGCACCUACACCUGUGUGCCUUACAAUAGCCUCGGUACCAUGGGACAGUCCCCUCCCGCCCCUCUGGUGCUAAAGGACCCACCAAAAUUCCUGGUGGUUCCUGGAGGGGAGUACAGGCAGGAGGCUGGUCGAGAGCUGGUCAUCCCCUGUGAGGCAGAAGGAGACCCAUUCCCCAACAUUACAUGGAGAAAGGUAGGGAAGCCCAGCAGAAGCAAGCACAACGUCUUACCGAGAGGCAGCUUACAGUUCAAAUCUCUCAGCAAGGAGGACCAUGGGGAGUGGGAGUGUGUCGCCUCCAAUGCCGCCACGAGCAUCACUGCCAGCACGCACCUCCUAGUAAUCGGCACAAGCCCACAUGCCCCUACCAACGUCCACGUUUCGGUCUCGACGACCUCGGCCAAUGUCUCGUGGGAAUCAGGUUACGACGGCGGCUUUGAGCAGACAUUCUCAGUCUGGUACGGCCAUGUGUUGAAGAGGGAGCAGUUAGGACCACAUGACUGGCUGUCCAUUCCUGUGCCCAGCAGGCAGCACUGGCUCCUGGUGCAGGGCCUGGAGCCCGAGACGGCCUACCAAUUCAGCAUCCUGGCCCAGAACAAGCUGGGAACGGGCCCUUUCAGUGAGGUUGUCACUGUGAACACACAAGUAUUUCCUAUAAGUACCCCAGAACCACUGGUGCUGCUUACCCCACCACGGUGCCUCACAGCCAACCGGACACAGCAGGGAGUCCUACUUACAUGGAUCUCUCCAGCCAAUCACACGUCGCCAAUUGAUCAUUACAUCAUGGAGUUCCGCCUAGGGGAGAGGUGGGAUGUUCUUGAUGAUGCAAUCCCUGCUGGAGAGACAGAUCUUUUGGCUAGAGACCUGCUUCAGGAGGCCUGGUAUGAGUUCAGAGUGAUGGCGGUUAUGGAAGACCUCAUCAGUGAGCCCAGUAAUGUAGUAGGAGUCUCUAGCACAGACUACUUUCCGCCGCCUGAGGUGGCAGAUGAGGGUCUGGCUCGGCCGGUGGUGGCAGGCAUUGUGGCCACCAUCUGUUUCCUGGCAGCAGCCAUCCUCUUCAGCACGCUAGCAGCCUGCUUCGUCAACAAACAGAGACGGCGCAAGCUCAAGAGGAGACGAGAUCCCCCUCUGUCCAUAACACACUGCAGAAAAAGCAUGGCGACUCCGUCAUCUUCUGGAAAAAUAAGUCCAGAAAGUGUCCGCUCCAUAGGACCACCUUCAGAGUCCUCAGAGGAUGGUUUACGAGCCAAGAAGUAUCCUCAAAGUCCUGCCAAGGAGAAGGAGCUGUCCUUAUACAAGAAGACCAAGAGAGCAAUAAUUAGCAAGAAAUAUGGUGUCUCCAAGCAUGAGGCGGAGGCUACCACACCUAUUGAAUUGAUCAGCCGGGGCCCAGAUGGGCGCUUUGUCAUGGAUCCUUCAGAUAUGGAGACACCAGUUAAGGCUCGGCGCAUUGAGGGCUUCCCCUUCGUGGAGGAGUCUGACCUGUACCCUGAAUUUCGACAGUCAGAUGAGGAGAAUGAUGAUCCGGGCCCAAUGCCGCCAGUGAUGGCUGCCCUCAGACCCCAUCAGAUCUCCCCCAUCUCCUCUAGCCAGGAGUCUUAUUUGCAGCCCCCAGCCUACAGUCCCCGCUUCAAGCGGCCCAUGGAAGGUAUGACUAUCAUGGAGACCAGUCGACUCCAGGCUACAGGGCAGAUCCGUGGUGCUCCUCACUUUCGAGCCUUUUCCCAUGGCCAGUUCUACAGCUAUUUGGGAAGUCCAGGGGAACCUGAGCCUCCACCCCCCUUCUACAUGGCAGACACCAGCCCUCUCAGCUCAGUAAUGUCUUCGCCCCCUUACCACCUGGAAGGGCCUUUUGGUCAUCACACCAUCCCAGAGGAAAUUGGUGAGGGCGAGAUUCAGCAUUAUGCAGUCUCUGGCUACACCCUUCCAUUGGCACACCCCUCCUCUUCGCGCUCUCCAGACAUCUGGCAACGACCCGAUUUCUCAUUUGCCACAAUUGAGGGUCCUCACUUUAUUUUUCCACCCCCACACCCUUUGCAUCUUCAUCAAGAAUCUCCCCUUCCACCCCCUCUUGUUCUUCCUCCUAGUGCCCUCCAGGUAUCUCCUUACCCUGGUAUCCUGCAGCUGGAGGCCCCAAAGAGCUACCCUGUCAAGUCUCCCAGCAAGGUCAAGCCUCAGGGCCUUCCAGCCAAGCGUUUACCUAUGCAAGAGGCACAGAGUCUAGGGCAGCUAAGACACACAAGCCACGGUAUAGGUGUACCGGUAUUGCCUUACCCUGACCCAGUGUCUCACAUGGUUGGCCCGAGCUCAUUUGGAAGCCUGGACACCCGAUGGUAUGAGCUGACACCCAGGCUUAGCCCCAGGCAGCCCCGUAGGAUGGAACCCAGCAUGGUUGUUCUCCAGCCGUCCCGUCUCUCACCUCUAACUCAGAGCCCCAUUAGCUCUCAUGAAGGCUCACCUGAGAUUGUAGUGCGCCCUAGGCCACGCCCCAGUGUCAUGCAACCCCCAGUUCCUCCUGAGAUGUCGGAGAUCACCCUCCAACCCCCUUCUUCUGUUAGCUUCUCUAAGAGGUCCUCCCUCUCCUCAUCUCCUGCUCAAGGCCAAGGCAGUCGAAGGGCAAGUCCCAGCUACCGAUCCCACAUGGCAUUUGCCACCUCCGCAGCAAGCUAUCCGUCACAAUCCCCUUCACCUCCUGUAGAAAGUGGCAACAUUUUUGGGCAGAUGCCAACCCAAAGGAGGACUGAGGAGGAGAUCCUUCCAUCAGAACCUUCUCCACCCCAGUUAUCAGCUUCAGGAAAACGUCGAGGUGCACCAAGUGGCUCUGCAGGGUCUGAGAGGAUAGAAGAACUCAGAUAUCAACGAUUGAAAAAAGCAAAGAAAGUUGGAAUCAACAAUAACAACUCCAAGACCAGACGAAAGACAGCUGUGCCCCCCUCUCAGACCCAGCAGCCCCACGCCUCUCAGGUCCUCCAGCCAGAAGAAGCUCUCUACCUCCGCAAGAAGAAGAAAAAGUUGACCCGCCAGGACCCUUACACCCGCUUCUCUGCUCUGCUGUACCGUCGCCCACCCCGAGAAGACCAGAAAGCCAUUUUGGCUAGUAUGGACACAGCAGACCCAGACCACGGCACUCUCCUCUGAAGUCCCAGAGAACAGGCCAACCUCCACCCCCCCCCCACCCACCAAACUCUGCGCUCCUUCCACCCUUGCUCAGCCAGCCAACAUCUUCAUGUCCACACCUGACUUCAGUGGUUUAUUCCUCCUCUCUGUUCCUUUUUACUUACUACCCUGCUGUAAAGUCCGGCUUAGUCCAGCAUUCAUUUCCAGUUUUAUGUGGGUUAGUACUGGUUUGAUGCUGGUCUAGCUGCUGGACCAGCAUAUCCUUUCUGUUCACCAGAAAUACCUCAUUGGUGAAGCUGGCCCAAGCUCGACCAAGGUGUUGUUGCUGGUUAAGCUAAUUUAAGAAGCCUGGUGAACAGCAACAGCAACUUUUCAGCAGGGUAUUUAAUAGAUUGAUAAUGCUGUUUGUAAGUGGUCCAAGGUUUUGCUACAGUGCAUUAACCCUGCAUUCAGAAUGAUUGAUCAUCUUUAGCUUUUUAAAAAGAAUAUUGCUUUAACUUGUCUUUUGGUUGUAGUUUCUCUUAUCAGAAGGGUGCAUCAGCAUUUAAGUUCCAGCCUCUCUCCAUAUCUUUCACUAGAUCACAGGGUUUUCGCAGUUAGGCCAGAUAUACCUCAGAAUCACCUCAAGCUCGUCUUCUCAAUACUACUGUACUGACAAACACAAUACUGGUUACUGUUUAAAAUGUUCUUGUAUUUUGACUUAUUUUGUUCCACAAGGCAAAUUUCUAACAUAUUAGCUAGCCAUACAAUAAAUUAUUUUGAUUUGAUUGAUGUAGGAUUUGAUAGGAUCUAGGUAUGAAUUUGCAUUCCGUAUUGUAAUAUAUAUUAGUAAUGUUUCAAAUCUUUGCAAGUGAUGGUAUGUUAUGACUGUUAGUGAUGGUAUGCCAUAAAAUACUACAAAACAUAUGUAGGAUAUACAUAAAUAGUAAUGUAGAAUUAAUUUAUGUGUGCGUGUGGGAUGUUGUUAGUGUUCUUUACUCACAUGCUCUGUCUGUUUACUCCCUUUAGAAUAUGAUUCUUUGAAGAUAAAAUAGAAACACUCUUUUACAAAGCACAAUGGUAUAUGUAUCUCUU